CAAACUUUUGGCUGCCAGUGUACAGUGGGGUAUAAUAUAAGACCACAUUGAAAAAUUCUAAAAUCAUAAAAAUUCUGCCCCAUUUAUAGGUCACUCGAGCAAAUUUGUGACCGUUAACCAGUGACCAGAUUUCCUUGGAUAGACUAAAAAUCAUAUUACUUUUUUAUUUUCACUUUUCACUCAAAUUGGUAUGCUAAUACAAUUUUUAAUAUUUUUAUUUUAUUUGUCUCAAAAUUUUGGACCCCACUGCAUCUGAUUCCAUUUUUAGCUGUACAAUUCCAUAAUGUUAAUAAUGUCAAUCUUGGAUUUGUCCUUUGUUUUAUCUGUUCAGUCUAUGCAAACAGUCAAACAAAAUGUAAUAAACAUUUUUAUAUUGAAAAAGGAAUGAUUUGUCUCCUGCCGUUACUUUUGUUCAUUCUCUGGGAGGCGCUCAGAGGAGCAGCAGACAGAAUGCAGAUUGGGAUUACAAACUUGAAGAUGUCAGAAGAAAGCUUAAAAAUUAAAUUAUGCCAUCAUAUGACCCAAGUCAAAGACCUCCUUCUGAAUGAUCACAGCACAGUGCUACCAGACUAUGGAAGCAUUCAAAAUGGAGAUUAUGUACGUGUACACAAAAAAGUGCUGUGAGUUUGGCCACCCGUGUAACUUUUCAGAAAGUGCUGUGCUUCAUGUGGACAUUCCGCCUAAUCCCUCAUUGGAGGCCAACUUUAUUGAGGAGGAUCUAUGUAUUGUUGGCACACAGUGCUCACAGAAAAUGUCUGAGCAUGAGGUGAACACAAACAGCAUGGAAUCUGUGUCACAAGGAAUAAACCAUGUUGAGGGGGGGUGGCCAAAAAGUGUCAACUCAGAGAACAUGGAUGUGACAAACCGCUACAAAAAGAAGGUGGAGAAGGAUGAGCAUUAUCAGAACACUAUCCAGCAUCUUUCAAGUCUCAUCGAUCACUGUAUUAAGCAGAACAAUGCCACUGACAUCUACCAAGAGUAUUUUGAGGAUGAAGAGGUCGUUGAGGAAACGGAAGAACAGCCAACAGCUAAGUUCAUCAAUGUCUUCAGAGACCCAAAUAAAGUGAAGCGCACAGCCACCUGUUUGUCCUGGCAUCCAAAUAGUAACCAUAAGCUUGCUGUUGCGUACUCUUGCCUGGAGUUUCAGAGAGCACCCAAAGACAUGAGCUUCGACUCCUACAUUUGGGACAUUGAAAACCCCUGUAAACCAGAGAUGACUCUGAAACCUGUAUCUCCGCUUGUUUGUCUGGAGUACAACCCCAAAGAUUCUCACAUCCUUGUUGGAGGAAGCUACAACGGUCAAAUUGUCUAUUGGGACACACGGAGCGGCAGCCAGCCAGUAGAGAUGUCAGCCAUUGAGCACAGCCAUAGAAACCCAGUGUACAAAGUCAUCUGGCUGCAUUCGACAGGGGACACAUUCUCAGCUUCUACAGAUGGCCAGGUACUGUGGUGGGACAUUCGUAACAUGAGUAAGCCCAUCGAGAGACUCGUGCUGGAUCCUAAUAAGAAGGGGAACCUUGAGGAUGCCCUUGGUGCAAUCUCAAUGGAUUUUGAGACAACUAUGCCCACUAAGUUCAUGGUUGGCACAGAGCAGGGUCUUGUGGUCACAUGCAAUCUCAAGGCACUAACCCCAGCUGACAAGAUUGCCUGCAUAUACAGCAGCCACCAUGGCCCCAUUUACGCUCUGCAGAGGAACCCCUUCUAUCCUAAGUGCUUCCUGACAGUGGCUGACUGGACUGCUCGCAUCUGGUCAGAGGACAUCAAGGGGUCAUCCAUCAUGUCUACUAAGUAUCACAAGGCCUCUCUGUUAGAUGGCUGUUGGAGCCCAGUCAGACCCUCAGUCUUCUACACGGUGAAGAUGGAUGGCACACUGGAUGCAUGGGACCUGCUGCUUAACCAGAAAAAACCCACUCUCAGCCUCAAAGUUUGUUAUGAAGCUAUGUACAGCAUCCGGGUGCAAGAUAAAGGCCGUUUCCUGGGCUGUGGAUCUCGGCUUGGAACAGUCACAAUGCUAGAGAUGACUCCAGGUCUGUGCACACUGCAGAGGAACGAGAAGAGCCUGGUCACAGAGCUGUUUGAACGUGAGACCAAGCGAGGGAAGAUUCUGGAAGCUAAGCAAAGGGAGAUGUGUCUGAAGGAACGCAGCCUCUCUGAGCAGAGCAAAGUAGAUGGGGGAAAAGUGGAUGAUGGGGAGGAGAACGAAGAGGAACUGCUGGCCCUUGCAGAGAGGGAGUUCUUUGAGAUCGUGGAAUCCUGUAAAGAAAAAGAUGAGGAGAACAAAAGAGAGAAGGAGAAUGGCGUGUGUGAAGGCCAUAUCCAAGUUGAAUGCUAAUGAAAAAAAGGUUCUGUACACACUUCUAAAAUUGUUAGAAAAAGGAGCCUUUUCUCUGUGCAAGUAAAUAUCUAAAAUUUUGUCUAAUGUAAACUGAAGCAAACAUCCAAUCCAUGAUUAUAACCCUCUAUGCCACCACCAUUUGUUUUUACACUUAAUGGAGAAUUAUCUUUUUUUAAGCAACUUUAACAUAAACAAUUGUACACGAACUCUGUUGGUAACAGUGUAAAACUUUGAAAAUUAAAUGUGAAAUUUGAAAGUCUCCUUUAAUGUCUCAGUAUUUAUUUUUUAGGGUACAUUUUUAGCAAUCAAUUUUUGUAUUAUGUAUUAAUGUGCUUCCGUAAACGUAAACAUUGCUGAAGAAAACAUACUGUAUGUUCUAUUAAAAAAUAGAACCUUGUUCUAAAGUGUUA
Molecule: messenger RNA, 2745 nt
Organism: Myxocyprinus asiaticus (Chinese sucker)
Lineage: Eukaryota; Metazoa; Chordata; Actinopteri; Cypriniformes; Catostomidae
Product: dynein axonemal intermediate chain 2-like
Exons: 14
Coding region: 545-2332 (595 amino acids)
Biological process (GO): cilium movement; outer dynein arm assembly
Cellular component (GO): outer dynein arm
Molecular function (GO): dynein heavy chain binding; dynein light chain binding
Source: RefSeq, a predicted model, not a curated record